Neltuma alba is the source of this 2046-nucleotide messenger RNA. RefSeq names its product vegetative cell wall protein gp1-like. The transcript has 3 exons. NCBI's taxonomy places the organism in Eukaryota, Viridiplantae, Streptophyta, Magnoliopsida, Fabales, Fabaceae. The record is from RefSeq and is a predicted model, not a curated record. Bases 878 to 1996 code for a protein of 372 amino acids.
CAUUCCGAACAGUCUAUAAGAUUUGUGACACUAUCAGCAAUACCCACCAAUUAACAGAAGGUAGAAAUUACAAACUCAACUCUAUAUAUAUACCUGAGACGGAAGAGACCGAGUUAAUGGGCUGUGUUUCGAAUUAGUUCUUCUCUAGUUGGGGUGUCUUGCUUUGCUUGGCAUCUUCAAGCUUUAUGAUUUCUCUGUUUCGAAUUACACACUUCAAGAGGCAGGCUCCAUCCAGUGCGUGAACAAUACAACUCUGAAAUCAGAAAAUUAAAACGCGGACAAGUAAUGCAAGACUGAUAUAUGGUAGCCUAUAACAUACUUUUCCUAAAGUUGGUCGACCAGGCAAUCCCUCCUCUUCACGCUACUAUCCAGGAGGCGUUGGUGUCUUCAUAAGAAGGAGGGCAAGAGAGAGUGGGGAGAGAGAAAUUGGAGUGAAAAGCAAGCAAAACAAAAGAGCUUAAAAAACCCAAGUCUCAUCUUUUUCCAGUGGCGAAGCAAGCAUAUAUACCAUCAACAUCAUGAAAUGAGCUUUAAAGAAAUUAGCGAACAAAGAAUACUGCUGAGGAGACGGUGAGUGAACUACUGAUUCCUGGAAAACGAACACAUUUGUGGCAACUUUUCUGCAAUUUUAGCAUUUCUUCAUUCAUACAUCUUCCAGCAAAGCAAAGUUGUGCCGCCCAAAGAAUCAUUCUUUAUCCCCCAAACAGAAACACUUGUAUUCCAUCACCCUCACUUGUCCUUCACUCGAACAAUCUUCAAAUCUAACCAACCUCUACAUGUAUAAAAGCCCACCCUUUACCGUACCACCUUCUGGUCUUCGGAAUUUGGAUUGAAAUUGGUACAAUAAAGCCGUCGUCAGGAGUGAAGAGGGUGGGUCAUGGGAACAAGCAGAGGUUACUUGAGAUUACGAGCUGGCUUGCUUCUCCUUUAUCUGACUCUAGCAGUUAUUUCCCCCUCUCAUUGUGACGCAGAAAGAUCAAUAAUGCGUAAACGCAAGAGUUCAAGCAACAAGCAUUCUAAGAAAUUGAAAGCUGUUAAGCAUUUUAGUCUCGAUCCAUCCACAGAUUCAUCAAAUGUAUUACCCUAUAGCCUUAGCUCACCGUUUUCUCUGCCUCCAUACGAAUCUCUCGCGCCAAUUCCAUCGCCGGAUAAUGGCUCGCCUCCGUUCUGUGUGUAUCCUCCAAAUCCUCCUUCUACGGGUGUUCCCAGCCCAACUCUUCCGGACCAAGGCCCACCUCAAAGCCCAUCUGGAUCCUUGCCCACACCAUCGCCUCCUUAUUCUUACUCUUCACCACUUCUUCCAAUUCAAAGCCCACCUCCAGGCCCACCUGAAAUUGUUCCAAGCCCACCUACCACUAUCCCAGGUUCGCCCGAGCCAGUUAUAAACCCGCCCAUAGUUUAUCCAGGCCCACCAGGGAUGAGCCCACCAUAUCCAAUACCCUCCCCUAGUGGUGGAGGCAUCGUCCCCAGCCCGCCAAGUUCGUUCCCCUCCCCCACCGGCGGCGGUGUCCCCACCCCACCGAGUGCUUUUCCGUCCCCUCCUGGUGGCGGUUUCCCCAGCCCGCCAAGUACUUUUCCGUCCCCUCCUGGUGGUGGUUUCCCCACCCCGCCAAGUUCUUUCCCGUCCCCCGGAGGUGGCGGCGUUCCUAGCCCAACAGUAUUUCAACCACCAGUAAUCUAUCCACCACCGUUUGUGCCGCCGCCGCCCUAUGUUGCCCCAGUUGCCGCCUUGUGGUGUGUGGCUAAGCCCUCAGUUCCCGACCCGAUCAUGCAAGAGGCAAUUAACUAUGCGUGUUGGUCCGGAGCGGAUUGCGGACCAAUACAGCCCAAUGGGCCAUGCUUCUUACCCGAUUCUGUAUAUGCGCAUGCAUCAUACGCUUUCAAUAGCUACUGGCAAGCAAGCAAGGCUAGUGGUGCAUCAUGCGACUUUGGAGGGAUAGCCAUGCUAGUUGCAGUUGAUCCUAGCUAUGAUGGAUGCCGCUUUGUGUAUGAUUGAUUUGAUAGAGCAUAAGAGGGACCGCGUUUGGACGUCAACCAUAUUAGAAG